Molecule: messenger RNA, 1923 nt
Organism: Effrenium voratum
Lineage: Eukaryota; Dinophyceae; Suessiales; Symbiodiniaceae
Source: the annotation of a GenBank genome assembly
AUGGAGGACCACUCCCCGAGCCGCGGCUUUUCUUGGCCCGAGCGAGGCGAGCGCUUCGGGGCUUCGGGGAAAGCUGCGAGGGACACCGAAAGCCGCCUGGGGUCGCCGUUGACACGCAGCCCGAUGUCUUCGCAAUGCCUUGACCUCGACAACUUGAUGAUCCCGACGCUGAAGAAGCGGCGCCGAGGCAGCAUUUUGGACUGGCUGGGGGAGCCGCUGGAGCGGCCCUUGCGUGCCGCGCGCCCGCAGAGCUCCAAGGAGGCCUCCCUGAUGAGCGAGAUCUACGCGCGGAUCGCGCGGGAUUGCGGGAGACCGCUGCUGGACGACGUGUGGCGCGCGGCACUCAGCUUGGGGCGAGCCAACUGCCAUGAGCGCUUCGACGCGAGCCUGGAGAACGCGACCCGAGUCUUCGAAACCAUCGUCGCCAACGACCAGCAGGACAUCACUUCGAGGAACGCAGGGCCGGAGUCUCAGCGAGAGCAGCGAGAGCAGCGAGAGCAGCGAGCCACAGUGUGGUUGUCACUGGCAAUGCUGCUCUCUGCAGCAGCCCUGGCGUGUGUGCCUCUGGUGGGCUUGCAGGCCCUGGCGGCCUUCCUGGUCUACCUGGGCGUGGUCUGCGCGGGGGCCAAGGCCUGCAAGCGCCGCCGCUCGGCGGUGCUUUUCGCGGCCUGGUGCCUGGGGGAGGCGACGCUGGGUCUGCUCAUCUCCUCUGGCCUCGUCUUUGCCGGCUCAACGCUGAUGGCUGACGAGAGUGGCAGCAUAGAGCACGGCUGGCUGCUGGCCUGGCGCGUCUUCUGCGCUAACUGCGCCUUGAGCGUCUUGUCCUUCGCCGCCGUGCUGGUGCUGAUUCCAAAAGUGCUGAAGUCCAAAGCGACGGCGGCGCCGCAGUACAUCCCCGGCGAGCAGAGUCAGGUCAUUGGUGCCUGCACAGAGGAACCUUUGCCCCUGAGCCAGCCCCACCCGGAGCCGAAGCGCCCAACCAAGAUCCUGAGGAUUCUCCUGAAGGCCAUCUCCGCGGCGUGCGCCUUUUGCAUGGUUGCCUGUACGGUGAUCUUCCUUUUUCUGCAUGUCUUCCCGCCCGGGGAGAGCAUGGACAACCUGGAGCUGCCAGCAUGCACCGGCUGCUUCUGCGCCAACAAUGUCUCAGCUGUGAACGUGGACCGGAAUGUCGUCUAUGGCAUGGCUCACUCGCGGCGGGAGGGGAGACAGCAGGAGCUGGUGCUGGAUGUGUACCACCCAUCCAACAGAUCCGCAGAUCGCUCUCCGGCCGUGCUGCUGAUCCAUGGCGGGAACUUCAUGGGCAGCGACAAGCGGAACGGCAUCAUGGUCUCCGAGGCGCGCCACUUCGCGAAUGCCGGCUUUGUGGCAUUCAGCAUGGACUACCGCCUGGAGGGCAGCAAUUACCUCGUGGAGGCGGGGGCGGUGCGCGCCGCGGUGCACGACGCCAAGGCCGCGGUGCGGUUCAUCGCCCGGCGCGCGGAGUUCUACGGCGUGGACGCCUCGCGGAUCGUGGCGUGGGGGGAGUCCGCCGGGGGCAUCACCGCCACCAGCAUGAACUCGUUGGGCAGCGAGGGCGACAGCGGCAGCCCGGGCUAUCCCUCCAACGUCAGCGCUGCGGUGGGGAUCUCCAGUACCAUGUGGCCCUUCCUGGUGGGCGCGCCCUCCAAUCAGCAGCGCAACGUGACGCCCUGGUUCAACGUCCACGGGCAGAUGGACAAUGUUGUCUUCCCCUUCCUGGCAGUGAUGACCCACACCUAUUUGCUGGCCAGGGGCAUGCCGGAGUUCGUGAACCGCAUCGUUUGGGUGCCGGGGGGCGUCCACGUGCCUUGGGGUCCGGGGGCAGAGCUGGACGUCAGCGCCCAGCUUCGGCCCGUGGUGAUGAAUUUCCUCACGGAGGUCAUGGACCUGCAGAAGCUCUGCUGA